AUGCCUUUCUACACCGUCGCCUUCCGCUGGUCCGAGCAUGCACAUAGCAGUUGGAGCGGAUCUAACAAUGGACGUGAUAUCCGGCACCUUAUCAUAACACCAGAUCGGUCGACUGUAGACCAGUUUUUCCGGCUUCUACAAGAAACCAAAGAUUGGGGGAGCAAAGCCAAGGUCGACAGCCUGAUCCAUCACUCCCCUCAGAUGUUUACCUGGUGUGGUGAUGACAACGAGUCCCUCACCUGGGCCAUUGAUUACUUGAAUGAGGGACGUGCAUCCAUCUCUAGCAAGCAGGAGGCCAAGAACAUCCAAGGGAAGGUUCAUUACAAAAAACUGUUUCAAUGGAAUGAAUCUUAUUCUCCUUUCCCAAUUUUGCCGCACCUCGAUUUGACCGACCACAUUGAAGGUAAAACCUUCUGCAUUCGCAACAAGCGCGUGCCCGAGCGGUUUUGGGCCUUGGACAACCGCGACAACAGUCCCAUCGUAUCAUCCACAACCCAUCGAGCCAAGUUUCGAAUUCAGAUCAAAGGAAGAGAAAGAAAGAACGAGCUCCUCAUGGUGAACUCGGACUACAUCCAUAUUAUUCCUUUGCCUGAAGAGAACAAAAGAGGUGUCUUCUUCAAGGAGUCCAUGGAUGAGGAGUGGCUGCACUACAAAGGUACUCCAUCUCAGAAACUUGAGAUGACUCUGGACGAUUUGCUGAAUGGGAAAAUUGCUGUGAAUGUGUCUUAUCCGGGUGGGGAGGAUAAAGACCCUGUUUAUUUUCUUCGGGUUGUGGAUCGUGACAGUGAAAGUGGCGAACAGUGGGAGCUUUGCUAG
Penicillium concentricum is the source of this 816-nucleotide messenger RNA. RefSeq lists its product as uncharacterized. The record is from RefSeq and is a predicted model, not a curated record. The transcript has a single exon. NCBI's taxonomy places the organism in Eukaryota, Fungi, Ascomycota, Eurotiomycetes, Eurotiales, Aspergillaceae. Bases 1 to 816 code for a protein of 271 amino acids.